Molecule: messenger RNA, 3666 nt
Organism: Bombus pyrosoma
Lineage: Eukaryota; Metazoa; Arthropoda; Insecta; Hymenoptera; Apidae
Product: PHD finger-like domain-containing protein 5A
Exons: 6
Coding region: 551-2545 (664 amino acids)
Biological process (GO): mRNA splicing, via spliceosome; microtubule-based movement
Cellular component (GO): U2 snRNP; precatalytic spliceosome; catalytic step 2 spliceosome
Molecular function (GO): microtubule binding; microtubule motor activity; ATP binding
Source: RefSeq, a predicted model, not a curated record
AGUGAUUUUUGAUCGAUUUGAUCGAAAUAUUUAAUUAAAUAUCAAUUAAUUACACUAUAAAAAUAAUAAACUAUUGAUAAUUUUAUAAUCGGAAAAUUAUAAUUCGGAACAACUGAUAAUCUUUAUUUAUUGUUGUUUAAGUUUCAAACUGCUAAUGAAAAUUAAAUAGAAUCGAUACAUUCAAGUAUCGAUACGUGUAUCGACUUUAAAAUAUAACCAAGUAUAAAUACAUAUAUCAGUGAUUACUAUUGGGCAAAUCUUUUCUAUGUCUUCAAAUGAUUGGUUCUCAGCUCUCGUACUAUACUCCUCUGAUUGGCUACGUUCAAGCAAAUUCAAGUUUAAAUAAAUGCAGUUGUUUAACAGCUUAACCGACUCUUGAAUGGUGUGGAGUGAAGUAAACUGUCGUUUCUAUCUUUCUGUACAAGUAACGCUAUUACUGUGAUUUUGUGUAUGCGAAUAUAACAAAUUAGGUAAUAUAACUUAAAAGUAAACAAAUAAUUGAUAAAUGUGUAACUGCGAGUGACUUAAUUGUGUUCUUUUAUUAAACGAGAUGGAAUCACGUUUGCCAAAGCCAAAAAUUAAUUUAUCAAAAGUAGUUAACAACACAGUAAACAUUGCUACAGAAACAGAUAAUCAAAAAAUGGUAAAAAGCCAAAAUGAUCUGCCCCAUGCAAGUUCUAGUGCUGUUACCGAGAGACUGACAAAAGCCAAAAGUACAGUAAAUAUAGCAAAAUGUUCAAAUGAAAAUAAACCUCCAAUUAAACAAACUUUUAGUAGAUCGAAGACUAUGUCUUCCAUUACUACCAGAGCUGUGAAAAGACCAGCUGUUGCAACCAUUGCACAUGGCGAGACCAAGAGACAAUUUGCUAAACCCCCUACUAAAAUAAGUACACAGCAAGUUGGUAGUACAUUAAGAAAUAAUACCACCAAUAAGUCUAGUCAGAAUAUCAUAGCCCAGAAGGUACAAUGCAGCAGUAAUACAGCUAAGCCUUCCAAAUGGGACUUAAAGGGUCGACUGGCCUGCACAACUAAUGAGUUAUCUAAUAUACGACAGAAAUAUGCAGAAACUUCAGCAAAAUGUAAUGAACUUCAAGAACAAAUGAACACGUUAAAGACAAAUGAAAAUGUACAUAAAGCAAAAGCAGAAGAAUAUGAAAAUUUGAAUAAAACAUUAGUAAAUGAAUGCAGGGAAUUAAAAGCAGAAAUGAAUAAAUUGCAAGAAGAAAAAGAGAAUUUGACAAAAUGUUUGAAAGAAUCAGAGGAGUCAUGUAAAAGCAUUUCAAAUAUUUUAGUAGAAUUUAAAGAAAAAUGCUCGUCUCAAGAGUCAUUACUGUCACAACAUGAAUUUAUAAUAAAGGAUCUAAAAGCUAGUUUAGAAGCUGAAAGAGAGAUGAAUAAAGAAUUAAAUGUAACUAAAAAUGAGUUACAAACAUUGGUUCAUACCAUGGACAAAGAUCGUAGAGUCCUCCAUAAUGCAAUACAAGAAAUGAAAGGAAAUAUCAGGGUAUUUUGCAGAGUCCGACCUAGAACUCCAAGUGAACUUGGAAAGGCGAUGUGUAAUAUCAACUUUGUAGAUGAAUGCACUAUCGAAGUAGGAAAAUUUGAUGGGUCUGAUUCAAUUAGUUGUAGCGGAAGACCGAGAGGAACCAGGCAAGAGUUCUCUUUCGAUAAAGUCUUCCCACCAACUGCUAGCCAGGAAAAUAUUUUUGAAGAAUUAGCCCUAUUAGUUGAGUCCGCUUUAGAGGGGUAUAAUGUCUGUGUAUUUGCAUAUGGCCAGACUGGUUCUGGUAAAACAUAUACUAUGGAAGGUUUACCGGGUAUUGAAAUGGAAGGCAUGAUACCUAGAACGGUACGACAUAUAUUCCAAAAAAUGAAAGAAUUUCAAUUACUUGGUUGGGAAUAUCGGAUAGAAGCUAGUUUCCUUGAGAUUUACAAUGAGCAUAUUGUUGACUUGCUUGAUUCUCAAGCUAAGACACAUGAAAUCAAAAUGGCUGAUAGUAAGGGACACAAUUUGUAUGUCAGUAAUUUGAAAAUACAGGAAAUUAAUAGCCCUGAAGAAUUGCACGAGUGCCUUUUGACGGCACAAUGUAAUAGAGCAGUUGCGGCUACUCAAUCGAACGAACGGUCGUCUAGGUCGCAUUCAGUAACAAGAAUAAAGCUUGUAGGAACACAUCAAUUAAAAGAGGAGAUUUCAAUAGGAAACUUAAAUUUAGUUGACCUAGCGGGAUCUGAAAGAUUAAAAGGGGAAGAAUCUGUACGACUGGCAGAAACGAAAAACAUUAAUAAAUCGUUAGCAAACUUGGGCAACGUUAUCUUGGCCCUUUUGAAAAAACAAGAACAUAUUCCAUACAGAAAUUCAAAGCUCACUCAUUUAUUAAUGCCGUCUUUGGGUGGCAAUUCAAAGACUUUGAUGUUAUUGAAUGUAUCUCCUUUAGACGAAUGUUAUAGCGAAACAUUGAAUUCAUUGAGGUUUGCUAGCAGUGUAAACAGUUGCAAACCCGGUAAUGCAAAAAGAACACGACUAGUGCUACAAAACUCCGCAUGAAGUUUCACCAAAUAGUAUUUUUAUUACACUUCAAGAUUUUAGUGUUUUUAAGCAUUAUUUUUUAAAAGCAUUAUUUAGACUAUUUUAUAUAGUAAACGCACGUCCUCUUUUGUGUCAUUUUAUUUUUUUGUUUUAUAAAUCGCAACAAAAACUGUAAAUAGUUCAAUAUAAUAUAUAUUACCACAAUACUGACAUAAUUUACAUAUUCGCUCAGUUGAACUGCAAUUUCCAUAUUUUCAAAGAUAUUGUAUAUAAUUAAAAGAAAUAACUUUUUUGAACUAUUAUUAUAUUCGUUAUAAAAAUAAAGUCUCUGACUUGAUUCGAACCAAUUUCUUCUUUUGGCAACAAUUAUAUUAUUUAAAGUAAUAGGAAAAAAUUUUUCUACACUGCCAGACAUAGGUAUUAGCUGGUGUUAAUAUAUUUAUUUGUUAUAUUUAUUACAUAAUUUUAAUAAAUUUUAUUUUAUUUAGCGUUUUAUGUUACAAUGUAUUAUACAAAUAGAAUAAUAGGUGUAUAAUAAAUGCACGUAAGUAAUUUAUAUCAAUAAUAUAUCAAUAAAUGCUCUAGUAUGUACUUAUGGCUGGCAAUAUAUGUUUCCUCUAGCAGUGCACCAUGCCGAGCGCACAUUUCUUUAUGUCUCUGCUUAGUAGUACAUGCCAGAGUCGCACAAUCGCACAUCCUCCCCCUCGCUAUGAUUACAAAUAUUUCUCCUACCAAGAGCAUCGAAGACGAGUAGUUGAUAGUGUAGUCGUUGACCAUGAGAGGUCCUUAUUCUCAGUGUCCAUUUUUUAGCAGAAUUUCGCACAUAAACGUUGAUUGAUGAUCUCCCUAAUCCCUACAUCUCCAAGAGAAAGAAAAAUUCUCCCUGUUUUUAAUAUUCUAUAAUCUCUAGUAACUAGUGCGGUAAUAAUACACAGGCACGAAAUUGCGUAAACAAAUCCAAGUAAUCGCUAAAAUACGUAAUAAGAGAAUUAUAUUAUAAUACCAAUAGGGAGGUUAUGCGAGAAAUGUGACGGCAAAUGUGUAAUUUGUGAUUCUUAUGUAAGACCUUGUACUCUGGUUCGGAUUUGUGAUGAAUGCAAUUAUGGAUCUUAUCAAGGUAGAUGUGUUAUCUGUGGUGG